UUGGGAUAUCUAGCUGGAGCUUGCAUAAGAGAAACCUCCAGGAUAGCCUCUCAACUCUAUUUGAGAUCUCUUAGCCACUGUAAUCUUAUUUUGUUACCUUUCUUUUUCCCCCUUUUGGUAAAGUAGGCAUGCUUAAUCCCUCACUGCCGGGGCCAGGCUUAUUCCUGGGAGUCAUGUCCAUGGGCCUUUUAGUCCAUAUUUGCACACUUGUCCAAUUUAUCUUUCCAGCAUAAAUUCAUAGAAUUGAUAGAUGGAGACUCAGUAGGUCAGAGGGUACAAAGAUUUUAACAUCUACUUAUAAAUUAUUCCUACUCAAAGGACAUUUGAGUAAUGACUCUCCCAUGUAUGGUAGUAAUUGAAAAUUGUUUUAAAGCUUUUCCAUAACUUUUGCUAAAGAAAUUAAAGGUUAUUAUGUAUAGAUCAGCACUUUUUUUUUUAGUCCGGAGUUCUGGAAGAUAGUUAUUAUAGUUGAAGAUAAAUUAGCCAGUCCCCUCUGCCCCUUAUUCUUAGAUACUUGCAAUUCUCUGUACUCCUUGUAACACUUACAUAUGAUUAUUACAGAACUUUUUGUUAGGUUUUAUAGAAAAUGUUAAAUACAUAUAUGUGUAUUUGUGUGUAUAUAUGUAUGUAUGUAUGUAUUUUUAUGCUCCUGGAAAUGAAAAUAGAUAUUUAGUCUAUAUGUUGAUAUUUUGUAAUAAUUCAUAUAUAGUUAGUCCUUUUUCAUAUUUCAGACCAUGUAACAUUAUUUUAUUUAAUGUGCAUAGCCCCUCUGUAAAAUUCUGAUAACUAUACCUAUUUUGUAUAUAAGAAUCUGUGACUUAAGGAAAAAAUUAUUUGCUCAAAGUCAAACCAAUAAGUAUCAGAAUUCUCAUUGUCUUUGAGAUUAAAUACCAUCUGACUAUAGACUAUAACUUUGCAGCUGUUUUAAGUUAUAUUUGUACCAGGCAACAGAAUACUAUAUGUAUUUAUCUUAUGUUUUAUUAUUUAGCCAUUAUUUAUAUUUAUUUAAUAAUGGUUCAAAGAGUUUUAGUGCUACACUACGUGAAAAAUCUCAUUGCUUUUAAAUCUAGGUUUUCUUUCUUUCACAAUAUAUUUUUGAGUAUAUGGAGAUAAAUUAUGAGGAGUACAUAGGAGGGCAUCUCUUCUGCCUUGACGAUCAGGUAAAGCUUCCCUUUAGUUGACUUCUAAGCUGAAUUCUGAAGAAAAAGCAAUUCAGUAUUGCUGUAGAUUAGGUAUCUUGGAUUAGAGGAAGGGCAAAACAGGAAGAUAAAUGUCCUUGUAUGCCCAACUCAUCAGUUCGUAUUUUAUUCUGAAGGUUUGAGAGACUUAACAGGAAGUGAUUUGAUCAGAUAUGCAAUUUAGAAAGAUCACCCCAGCUGCCUGAGGAAGAUGGAUUGGAGGAGAGCAAGACCAGGCACAGAUAGAUACUUUAGGGGAUGCUUUAACAAUAGAAAUGGAAAAAUGUUUGCAUUUGAAAGACAGUGAAUAGGUAGAAUUGAUAUAAGAUAGAUGAGAUAAAGGUGGGUGAGAAAGGAAAGGGGUAAUCAAAUUGCUUGCCAGGUUUCUGACUUGGGUAUUUGGAUAAAGAGCAGUAUCAGUCACUGGGUUGGGGAACCCAGGAAGGUAAGUUGAGUAGUUGAAUUUUGGGAGUGUUCAGUUUAAGGCUACUAAGAAGUUAUGUCCUGCAGGCCAGUUGAAUACGUAAAGGUUUUGAGCUCAAGGGAGAAAAACUAGGCUGGAGCUGUCACUUUAGGAUGUAUCUAUGGAGAUUGUAUGUGAGCCAUGUAAGGAGGUGGGUUGUAGAAAUGCCUGGAACAUACAGUUGCAUGAUUUUUUGAGAAAUUACUCAUGGAAAAUGCUGUCAUUCACUGUUCCUGAAUUUCUUAACCAUUUCAUAUAAAAUUGGCAACAAAGUAGAACAGUGUCAUCUUUCUAAGUAGGGCUUUAAUCUAGGUGUCAAUAUAUGUAAUUGUUUUAAAAACUAUGAGGGCAUUCAAAGAGGUAAAUUAACUGCUUGUUCAAGUACUUUCUGGUGUAUUUCAUCAACAUAGGGAGUUUUAUUUAAUAACUGUAUGCUAAGACAUGGUUAUAAAUAAAAAUAGAAAAUAUGAACAAUUUGAAAUACUUAUGAAGUAAAUUCAGUAUCUGAGAUGAAGUAUUUAAAGCUCACUGGGCUCUGCUGCUCUGUCCGCUGCGUGCGUGGAAGAUGGCUGCUGCUGCGGGAAGGUUGCUCCGGGCUUCGGUUACCCGACAUGUGAGCGCUGUUCCUUGGGGCGUUUCAGCCGCUGCCACCCUUAGACCUGCUGUUUUUGGAAGAAAGUGCUUGGCAAACGUAGUGUGGUCUGGUUAUGGACAAGCAAAAUUUGCCUUCAGCACCAGUUCCUCAAACUGCGUUCCUGCUGUCACCCAGCAUGCGCCCUAUUUUAAGAGUACAGCUGUUGUCAACGGAGAGUUCAAAGAACUAAGCCUUGAUGACUUUAAAGGGAAAUAUUUGGUGCUUUUCUUCUAUCCUUUGGAUUUCACCUUUGUGUGUCCUACAGAAAUUGUUGCUUUUAGUGACAAAGCCAAUGAAUUUCAUGAUGUGAACUGUGAAGUUGUCGCUGUUUCGGUGGAUUCCCACUUUAGCCAUCUUGCCUGGAUAAAUACACCAAGGAAGAACGGCGGAUUGGGCCACAUGAACAUCGCACUCUUGUCAGAUUUAACUAAACAAAUAUCCCGAGACUAUGGUGUGCUCUUAGAAGGUGCUGGGCUUGCACUAAGAGGUCUCUUCAUAAUUGACCCCAAUGGAGUCAUCAAGCAUUUGAGUGUCAGUGAUCUCCCAGUGGGCCGAAGCGUGGAAGAGACCCUCCGCUUGGUGAAGGCAUUCCAGUUUGUGGAGACCCAUGGAGAAGUCUGCCCGGCAAACUGGACACCAGAUUCUCCUACAAUCAAGCCAAAUCCGACCGCUUCCAAAGAAUACUUUGAGAAAGUGAAUCAGUAGAUCACCCUGUGAAGACCUGCAACUUCUUACUUUUCACACCAGAGAACCACAAAUUGGAACCCACUUAGCAUUUCAAAGAUGAUUGUUUAUAGAAAGCAGGAAAAAACUAUUAUGCUUAUGUUCAUAAAUAUUGCUCUAAAUAUGUUUUUGUAACAUUGGCGAAGGCUUUUUAAACUUGAUUAGUUGCUAAUCUAAGGAGUCCUUUAUUUGUAACAUCCUAAUGACUGGCUCUUUUCUGUAGAAUGCCUGUUUCACCCACUUCUUGGAUCAUGUCUUCCGUGGGAAAAGGAAACACUCUUCUUUCUUAGCCUUACUUGAACCUUUGUAUACACCAAAGUAGUACAGCAGACCUUUAAAGCUUCUGAUCAAGUAUCCUGAAAUUUACUUCUUUAAUUUCUUUGUAUUAAACUGAAUUUUCUUUUAAGAUAUCAAAGAUCAUAGUUUCACAUUUUUAGCAUCAGCUGUCUAAUUUAACUUCUGCAGUGGAUGUAUAUGUGAUUGAAACAAAUAUAAAUUGCAUUUAAAAACACUUACGGUAGCAAAGUGAUAUGUACCCAAUCAUGCAUGUUCCUAACCGAGCUUUGUAGUUUACAGAGUUAUUUUACUUUUUUUAUUUGUUAGUUGAAUUAGUGUCUAUACAUUUCUGGAUAUCGAUUGGGUGUGAUUAUUAAAGAUAUUUAUUGAGUCCAGGGGUUGCAUUUUGAAAUUAUUACAAUUUCUUUCUUGACAUGUUCCAUGGGAAGUAUAUAAUAAAAAAUAAACAUAUUUUAAAAUAUAAAAAAAAAAAAAAAAAAAAAAAGCUCACU
Molecule: messenger RNA, 3786 nt
Organism: Choloepus didactylus (southern two-toed sloth)
Lineage: Eukaryota; Metazoa; Chordata; Mammalia; Pilosa; Megalonychidae
Product: thioredoxin-dependent peroxide reductase, mitochondrial-like
Exons: 1
Coding region: 2207-2980 (257 amino acids)
Biological process (GO): cell redox homeostasis; cellular response to stress; hydrogen peroxide catabolic process
Cellular component (GO): cytosol; mitochondrion
Molecular function (GO): thioredoxin peroxidase activity
Source: RefSeq, a predicted model, not a curated record